This is a messenger RNA of Durusdinium trenchii, 3966 nucleotides long. Lineage: Eukaryota; Dinophyceae; Suessiales; Symbiodiniaceae. The record is from the annotation of a GenBank genome assembly.
AUGGCAGCCAACACUACGCCAGUCAAGAUCAUGUGCGUGGUCAAAGUCGCGGGCGACGGGAAUUGCCUGUUUCAUGCGCUGGCCUUGCACGAAAGCAUCGCCGGUCCCGAGUUAAAGACCGAAGUGAUUGAUUUUAUGGAAGUCCUUGCUGAGGAUGACCCCGCCCUACGCACAACUUGGGCUGAAGAGGCAAACUAUCUACGCAGCGACGACACGCAUUGGGGAGGGCAAAUGGCUAUCGUGGCCUAUUCCGCUAUGAGACAGAAACGGGUCAUUGUCCACGAAAAGCCAGAGGGCGGCGACGUGAACGUUGCAGAGCACAGCCACCCGUCUGUGGCUUCUCAAGAUGGGGUAGAAACAAUCCACGUCCUCUACAACGGCGUCGACCACUAUGAUGCUUUGCUGGAGAUAGAGGACGCCUCUGGUUUUCCACCGGCCUGGCCGCAGCCGCCGCCACCUCAAUACGUCAAGGUUUUGGAAAUAGUCAAUCCAAUACUGCGCAUGCUUGUGCAACCAACCCCCGCCGAGGAAGAUUUCCCACUGUUGAGGGCACCAAGCGAGGCCGCAGUGCACCAGAGAAGCUCUAAGUUCAAGGCGCCCAAGCCAAAGAAAGGCGCAGGAAAGUCCAAAGCAUCCACGCCCAAGCAGGCGGAAGCAGCAGCGCCCAAGGCAGGGGACAUGCCCCUCCCACCUCAAGAACCAGAGGCUGACCUACUUCAAGACCUCUCAGAUUGCGCGGUGGCAGCUCAAUCAAACCACCCACAUCGCUUGGUGGAGGAUUUGAUCAAGGACUUGGCUUACCGAUGCAUCCGGGAGAACCCGACCAUGCCACCAGAUGCAACUCUUGCAGACAAAGAUGCCGGUCGAUUGUGGCCACGUACUUUUUGCGCUUUCAAGGGCUGCAGUUGGGCAGAACAAGAUGGACCAGAAGACGCGCUGCACUCCCAUCUGAAGCGGGCUCAUUGCGAUGACUUGCAGAACAUCUCUCGGCACAUGCUGCGCCGUGACGCAGAAGAUGCACUGUUCAGUGUAUAUUCCGCCGCGGUCGCGGAAAGGUGCCGGACAGAAGCGCCCCUUGCCGGCGCCUCCUUCGAUCGCAAGGCUUUGAAAUCCUUUGCCGACGCGACAGCUGGUGAGCAGGUGGAGUCCCUAAUUUGCAUGUGCUGCGGGGGCGUUUAUCCAUACGUGGCUGAGAUCGCAGACAAGGGUGACAUCCAGUGGUAUAAGCCCCUCCAGCGUGAAUCGCCGGGAGAAGAGCUCAAGUUCUUUGACCUCCCCUUUGCACGCGUGCAAGAUUUGAUCGGACUGGAGGCCUACUUGGACAAGUACGAUUUGAUCAACGAUCGUACCGGCUCCAAAUUGUCGGACCACGAAUCGUUUGAAGACUGGACGCUCAAGCUUGGCGACAAAGAUCACCGUUGUCGAGCGCAGCCGGCACAUGCCACCGACAAGGUCCUUGCUUGCGAAGAGUGCGAAGUGCCCGUCUGCCGGCAGUGCCACGAGGACCUCACCAAGGCCAAGCUUCCACGGCUAAGCUAUGCCAACGAAAUGUUCACAGGAUAUGGUCUCAAGCGCAUUUACACAGACAAGGUCACUGCCAUGGAACUGAUUUGUGCCAGCCCAGCCCUCACAUCUAUGAUUCUCAUGAGCAUGGAGAGCAAGCAUCGUGCACACUCAAAGACCUCAGCCUUUGAUGAGCAAGCCCACAUGGCUCGGCACAGGUAUGGCGCAAGAGGAAACGUCAUCACCUUUCCCUUGCCCACAGAAGAAAUCUUGCGGACCUUGAACGAAUUCCUAGACUCAGAUGAGGCUUCUCCACCGUUGCCCCGAUCUGGCCAGCAGUUGGGCGACGUCGUGCGAGUCAUUUUGCGAACCAACAAGGAUGGCCACACGUCGGAGGAAGACAUCAAGACAUUGAUACAUCAAGCCAAUGUGCGAAGAGAGGUAGUGGUGAACCUUAUCCUGGAUAUGAAGAAGCUGGGCCACUUAGCCUUUGCCGGUAUAGAAGAAGAGGUGGUUCGCCGGAACGCUGCAGCCCUCCCUGAAGACGGCAUCCCUCCAGAAGUCUACCAAGUGAUCCAGGAAGUCAGCAACGCCAAAGAUUCACUCCAGCCACAGAAGGCCGCAACACCAACGGACGGCAUGCACACAGACAUUGUCGAAGCAGGCGUGUCGCUUUUCGUCGAAGCAUCGCCACUGCGAGGAAAUAAAACUUUCCUUGCAGAAGGGCAGAGCUUGCAUCAAGCGCAUGAAGUCCAAGCUGCAGCGCUUCAAGACCUCAGAGAGAACAUGAUGAGCGAAGCCGACCGUGCUGCCAGCGAGCGAGCGCUGGAAAUCCGCACGGGGAACAAACUCUUGGAUCAGUUCGAGUCUUACUAUUGGUGCGUGGCCUUUUGCUUUCUCUUUCCAUAUGCCACAGCGGGGCCUGAUGUGCAGAAAGUAUCCGGCCAGCAUGUGGGCUACCAGUGCGACUACGGAUGCAAGCGCCUCAAGAUUGCCACUCGUGAGGUCCACCAUCUCUCUGCCUAUGAGUUCGCUCGCGAGUUCGAUUUCGCGCUGGCAAGCCACCCCACCACCCAAAGAAGCCAUGAAAAGCAUAUGGAAGAUCCAGGAAAAUACCACGCCGUUUUAACUGCAAAGGGCGUGGCGGAAGCGGCCAAAAGGCGCCCAGACAUGCUACCAGGCUUGCAUUACACAAUCCGCGAGGAAGGUGGGCCGGGCGCAUCCUGGCUUCCACUUGGCGACGGUGAGCACGCGCAGCCUUACCGGCAUGACUGGAUCAUCCUGCCGCGAAGGCGCCCAUAUGUGCCCGUCAUCUUUGGCGCGCAAGGCAGCCGCUCGAAGAAGAAAGGUUCGCACGAGCUGGAGGAAAGCGAAGAAGACGAAGUGGUGACGACGAAGCUACAUGAAAUGACCAAGCAUAUGUUCAAGCUCUCCGGCUCCAUUUGGCUGCGAGCGGCACGCAACCCUGUGGACCAAACAUGCCAAGCGCGGGAAAGCUUGAAUCCAGAGCCAGCCAUCGACCAUGCAUUGGCAAAGAAAUCUGCGCAAGCUUCCAGCAACAAGCACUCCUCACAGACGCGCAAGGUAAUGGGCAUGCUUGGCGCUCCUGUUGGCGAGCCCAGCGUGCAGGAGGUGCGGCCUAGACUCACGGCCGCGCAGCUUCGUGAGUGGCUUCAUAGCGACCACGUGCAACAAGGCACAAACGCUCAGCAGCACCAAUUCUUGGCGCUGGUGGUCGAAAGGCUCCUAACAGAACAUCGCUUGAUCCCACCCAAUGAAAGAGCACUCGGAAGCGAUGAGCCUUUACUACAUCUUCUGCAUGGGCCACCUGGCACGGGCAAAUCUCAUUGCUUGGUCUUUUUACGAGAGCUCUUCGACUCGGUAUUGGGCUUCAGGCAAGGCAUCGACUAUGAGGUUGUGUCAUAUCAAUCAGUCAACGCCGUUGCCUUGGGUGGCACAACCAUACACUCUGCUUGUGGCUUCAACGCCGACGAAUAUCAGGCCAAAGAAGCUGCGGCCGUUGCGGCCACCACAGCGAAAAGGAUUUCCUUCUGGCGAUGGCUGUUCAUUGACGAAAUCAGCAUGGUUGGGGCCAGGCUCUUUGCGCGCAUGGACCACCGCAUCCGGGCCGUAAAGCAUGACGCCGACCAGUUCAAGCUCGACAAGAAUGGCCAGACCAGGAGUGAAGAGGCGCGCGACAUCGAGCGGGCCCCUGAAAUAUGCAAGCUGCACGACGUGCAAGCGCCAGAAGAUCGAAGCAGAAACGACGAUCAUCCCGCGGGUGCUGGACAGCAGUUGCACGCGGAGCCAGAGCGGUGCUCAGACUUGCGCUAUCAACAGAGUGUUUAUUUGCAAGCUGCAAAGAACACUUCUGCCGAGGUAUCUGGCCUUCAAUUUGCUGCGGCCAACUGGACAGAGAGCCUCGCAAGCGUCAAAAAAACCGCGGCCCGUGGCACUUUCUGA